UACGACUUUUUUACGACAAAAUGUUCUUACUUUUCUCUGUUUACGUGCUAGUCCCGUUCAACAGAUAUAUCCCUAAUCUUUGCCGUGGCUCAGUGUUAUUACUUUWUUCAACCUAAAAUGUCUAAACUACAUUCGUUGAAUGCGUUUCUUACUGCCCGAUUAACUGCGGCGGCUGUGGAUAUAUUUGGGGCAGUGGAGAAGACUAUAACAUCGUACCAGGAAGAAGUCUCCAGAUCAAAAGUGGAGAACGACCAUCUACGGAAGCUGUUGCUAGAUUUCGGUUUCAAACCUGAUAGAGAAUCACAAAGAGCAGACCUCCAGCAGCUCACUGUCUCUGUCUCUGGAGAGCAGGUUCCCUCUAAACAGGAGUGGAGUGAUCAAGAGGACACAGAGUCCAUAUUCAUUCCUCCCUGUGUGGAAAGUGCCAUGAGUCAGGACUCACCCCAGAGCUCAUACCUUUACCAAAUUGUGAAGAACAGCAAGAGGGCCUCCCUUCCCACCAACUCAACAGAACCGAUCAAAACCAACCAUGAUGGAGAGGACUAUGGGGCAUUAGAAUCAACCAGUAACUCUCAGACCAUGUCAAAGUCAAAACAUACACAGGCAAAGAAAGGACAAAGUCCUCUUGACACUGCGACAAACAGUGAGCUGAAAGCACCAAUGAGGGCUCACACAGYUGAUAGACCAUACAAGUGCCCUGUGUGCAGGAAAAGGUUUACUAAUAACAACCAUUUAAAAACGCAUCAGAGAAUUCACACAGGGGAGAGGCCACAUUGGUGCAAAGAAUGUGGCAAGUGCUUCAGCCGCAAGGGGGACCUGGGCACACACAUGAGGACUCACACAGGAGAGAAACCGUACCAGUGCAGCGUUUGUGGCAAAAGCUUCAGGCGAAACCGACUGAAUGAGCAUAUGAGGGUACACACAGGGGAAAGACCCUAUCGGUGUGCCGACUGUGAGAAGGGCUUUAUUUCAGUAAGUGACCUAAAACGCCACCAGCGCAUUCACACGGGAGAAAAGCCGUUUAGGUGCGACAGUUGCGGAAAAUGCUUCAGUCAGAUGACAACCUUGAAAAAACAUAUGAGGACUGUUCAUAAGAAGGUUCAAUUGCAGAGCAGUGAGGAAAGCCCAGAUCCCUGCUAGCAUUAGGGACUCCUGUUCAUUUAUGUGAUAAUGACAAACAGCACAGGACAUAUCUUAUGUUAACCURGGUACCAUCUGCGUGUGCUUUAGACAAUUUCUCUGACUAUCGCUGUCAUUCAUUCAUGCAAUUUUGUGUGUUGUAAAUCUCUUCUACAGACCAGUUGCUUUCUUUCAGGACACUGCUCUAACACCAAGAUCUACCAGAUGACAAUCAUCAUGUAUUGUUGUUACUAGACAUUAAAGUGGAUAUACUGGGGGCUUUCAAACUCUGUGCCAACAUUGAUAGAUUUAAAUAAUAAUACUUUUUUUGGGGGGGGGGGGUCUUAUUUGUCCUGUUGCACACAAGUGUGUAAUGGAAACGUGUUUGUUGCAUAUCCCAACUGUCCCUAAGACACCCUCAGUGAGUGGGGUCACGGCCAGGGUCACCAUUGUCCAGCUCCCCUGGAGCAAUUGGGUUAAGCGCCUUGCUCAAGGGCCCAGCAACAGAUUUCUUUCACCUUGUCGGCUCCAGGAUUCAACCCAGUGGCCUUUCAGUUGCUGGCCCYACACUCUAACCCCGAGGCUACCUGCUGCUCUAUUUUGGAACAGUCACAAAUCKCUCGCUAAAGCAAGUGCAUAAGCCUGCAACUAKCUCAUUGCCAUGACCAAACUCUUGGGGUUGUUUUUACAGAUCCAGAUUAUGCCUAGUCCUGGACCAGAACAUACUUUCAACAAUCUCUCCAACAAGAAUGAUUUUGAAUCCAGGACUAGGUUUAACCUGUAUUCGGGAAACCGGCCCCUGGUAUUUUUGUUUGAGAUGUUUUGCCAGGCCUAAUGUUAGGCAUAUAAAUGGGUUGUUAAUCAGAGCAAUGAACUAAAAGGACAUACUGUCCAACACAC
This is a messenger RNA of Salvelinus sp. IW2-2015, 2019 nucleotides long. RefSeq names its product zinc finger protein 239-like. Gene Ontology annotation, cellular component: transcription regulator complex; PcG protein complex; chromatin. NCBI's taxonomy places the organism in Eukaryota, Metazoa, Chordata, Actinopteri, Salmoniformes, Salmonidae. The record is from RefSeq and is a predicted model, not a curated record. Gene Ontology annotation, molecular function: DNA-binding transcription factor activity, RNA polymerase II-specific; RNA polymerase II cis-regulatory region sequence-specific DNA binding. Gene Ontology annotation, biological process: regulation of transcription by RNA polymerase II.